AUGUCAAAGAUCUGCUUUGUACCUGACAUCAAAACAGAAAAAAUGAGCAUUUCCAUCCCUAAAGCUGGCCCCCAGGUGUUUGAUAUGGAAGGAGUUGAUGUCACUCCCAGACCUCUAUUCUAUUCAGACCCAAGUGUAGCGGCAAAGCCAAACAAGCUACUGACUUCACAGGAAGGAUCAACUUCAUCUGAAUUUAUAUCCUCCUAUAGCCUUUAUCAGAACACAAUGUAUCCUAGUAUGUUAGGGCAGUUCACAAGAUCAAUUUUAGGAAGUUCGUUUUCUAAGUCAACUGCAUCAACUAUUGAGUCAGAUGACCUAGAAGAACCAUCUUUCAAACGGGAAGGAUUACCUAGUUUUACAGAUUUACGAGUUAUAAGAUCAGCAGCACCUGGAAAAAUAACAAAACAAGAAUUGGAGGAGACUAUAGAUAUACUUCUCACAGAGACAGAAACAGUUAUAUUUUUUAACUUACCAACAGUCAUGUUUUCUACAGAUUCUGAAGAAACGGAAAAAAUUAUUGAGAAAAACAAGAAUUAUGAAACCCUUUGUAAAAAUAGAUUAGGCAAUGACUUAUAUGUUGAGAGAAUGAUGCAGACUAUUAAUGAACCAUUAAAGAACAAAGAUGUUCAAUGUGACAAAAUUCUAAAGGAAGAUAAAGGUGUAAUGUCGACUGCUUGGGAUAUAUAUGAUUCUUUUAAUGCUUUGGAGCUUUCACCUGUAACAGCAAGACGACCUAUUCUUGACUCAAGAAGCAAAGCAAGUUUAAAUGCUAAAGAUUGGGACCCACAAAUGCAAUCGACUACUACAGAAAAAAGCGGUGGAAGUUCUCUGAUGGAUAUAGAAAAUGUAAUUCUGGCUAAAAUCCAAAAUGAAGAAAUAAACCACAUAGAUGCAAUACUGAAAUCUGACAAGUUUCAGCAGAACUUAUUUUUCAUGGAGAGAGUUCUAAUGGAAAACAUAUUUCAGCCCAAACUGGCAGCUUACCGUCAACUUCCUGUAUUUAAAGAACGUGAACCUGGAGAGCCUGACAAAUUCUUAGGAAUUGAAAAUGUUGAACAGAUACCAGAAGAGGCAAAGAAAGAAGAGGAUGAAGAAAUACAAAGAGAGCAAACAAUACCAGCCAAUUUGGAACGGCUUUGGUCUUUUUCCUGUGACUUAACCAAAGGCUUGAAUGUGAGCAGCCUUGCCUGGAAUAAGACAAAUCCAGACCUUUUGGCUGUUGGCUAUGGACACUUUGGAUUUAAAGAGCAAAAGAAAGGAUUAGCUUGUUGUUGGUCAUUAAAGAAUCCCAUGUGGCCAGAACGCAUUUAUCAGAGUCCACAUGGUGUUACUGCUAUAGAUUUUUCCAUUGGGUCACCUAACCUUUUAGCAGUGGGACAUUACAACGGAAACAUUUCAAUUUAUAAUGUACAGAACAACAAUAGCGCCCCUGUUCUGGAUAGUAGUGAAUCACCACAAAAACACUGGGGACCUGUAUGGCAACUCCAGUGGAUAGAACAAGAUCGGGGAACAACAGGUGAUGACAAAAGAGAAAUACUAGUUUCCAUAUCAGCAGAUGGAAGAAUCUCAAAAUGGGUUAUCCGAAAAGGACUGGAUUCUCAUGAUUUGAUGCGUUUGAAAAGAACCUCUACUAUCAGCAAGAAAGGAACAGAAAAGGAAAAGAAAGGUGAAGCUUUGAUAUCUCGACAGGCUCCUGGAAUGUGUUUUGCUUUUCAUCCCAAGGACACAAAUAUCUACUUGGCUGGCACUGAGGAAGGUCAUAUUCACAAAUGCUCCUGUUCAUAUAAUGAACAAUACCUAGAUACCUAUCGAGGACACAAGGGUCCUGUGUAUAAAAUAACAUGGAAUCCAUUUUGUAGUGAUGUAUUCCUGAGCUGUUCUGCAGACUGGGGUGUUAUUCUCUGGCAACAGGAGAAUCUCAAGCCAUUUUUGAGUUUUUAUCCUACUACGUACGUUGUUUAUGAUGUUGCUUGGUCCCCCAAAUCGUCCUACAUAUUUGCAGCUGCAAAUGAGAGUAGAGUGGAGGUUUGGGACCUUCGUGUGAGCACUUUGGACCCUCUUAUUGUGUAUCUUGCUAACCCUGGAAUCAAGUUCACGACUGUGCUGUUUGCCAAGCAUACAGACUGUCUUCUCGUGGGAGAUAGUGAUGGACAGGUGGCUGUGUAUGAGCUAAGAAAUAUGCCUGUUAUUUCGGAUACUGGCCGGGGGGAUGCAAUAGACACUUUGCUUGGUUCCAAUUCAGACCUAAAAGGAUAA
This is a messenger RNA of Sorex fumeus (smoky shrew), 2256 nucleotides long. It is a transcript of the gene DNAI4, whose product is annotated as dynein axonemal intermediate chain 4. Lineage: Eukaryota; Metazoa; Chordata; Mammalia; Eulipotyphla; Soricidae. Gene Ontology annotation, biological process: cilium movement. The transcript has 16 exons. The record is from RefSeq and is a predicted model, not a curated record. Gene Ontology annotation, cellular component: axonemal dynein complex. Gene Ontology annotation, molecular function: dynein heavy chain binding; dynein light chain binding. The coding region runs from base 1 to 2256 and encodes 751 amino acids.